Molecule: messenger RNA, 1617 nt
Organism: Hemisphaericaspora subhashii
Lineage: Eukaryota; Fungi; Ascomycota; Pichiomycetes; Serinales; Debaryomycetaceae
Product: tRNA adenylyltransferase
Exons: 1
Coding region: 1-1617 (538 amino acids)
Biological process (GO): tRNA 3'-terminal CCA addition
Molecular function (GO): ATP:3'-cytidine-cytidine-tRNA adenylyltransferase activity; RNA binding
Source: RefSeq, a predicted model, not a curated record
AUGAAACGUCCAGUAAAUGAUUCUAUUGUAUUAACAGAACCAGAAGCUAAUAUACGAGAAGUGUUAGUUGAUUAUUGCAAUUAUUAUAACACACGAGAUGGAGUUGAAGAGCCUUUAGAAUUAAGAAUUACUGGUGGAUGGGUUAGAGAUAAAUUAUUGGGGAAUGAAAGUCAUGAUAUCGAUAUUGCAGUUAAUCAUUUGACUGGAGAAGAAUUUGCUCAUAAUUUACAUGAUUAUUUAUUAGAGCGUGAACCAGAAUUAUCUAUGAAAGCUAUUCACACUAUAAAGAAGAACCCGGAAAAGUCUAAGCAUUUAGAAACAUGUACUACUAAAUUAUUUGGAGUUGAUAUUGAUUUUGUUAAUUUAAGAUCGGAAGAAUAUACUCAUGAAAGUAGAGUUCCUGUAAUUGAAUUUGGAUCACCUGAAGAAGACGCGUUGAGAAGAGAUGCUACAUUGAAUGCAUUGUUUUAUAAUUUGAAUCAAAAUAAAAUUGAAGAUUUUACUGGGAAGGGGUUAGAAGAUUUACAUCAUGGACUUUUAAGAACUCCAUUGCCUCCAUUACAAACAUUUUUGGAUGAUCCAUUGAGAAUUAUUAGAUUGAUUAGAUUUGCUAGUAAAUAUAAUUUCAUUCUUGAACCAAGGACACUUAGUGCAAUGAAGGAUAAACAAAGCCAAGUUGCCUUGCUGACUAAGAUUAGUAAGGAAAGAAUUGAAAUUGAAUUACGCAAGGUUUUAACUAGUAAGAAUGCAGGAUAUGGAUUACAAUUGAUCAAUUAUACAGGUUUAGCUCCUUUUAUAUUCCAUGUUGCCUCUAUGGAAAAGAUUUUCAAUAAAGAACAAAUUGAUGCAUGUCGUGCCAAAAUACCUGAUCAAAUUACAUUAGCUACAAUUGCAUAUAGCAAUUUAAAACAUUUUAUAUUGGGAGAGACUAGGAAAUUAAAACAUGCGUUGGCAGAUUUAAUAAUAAGUGAAGAUCAUAUGAAUAUUUUUUGGCUUGCCAUUAUUUUACAACCAUAUGCUGCCAUUCGUCCAUCUAGAUUAAUCACUGCAAUUGGUACAUUUAUGAAGGAUGGGCUUAAAUCGAAGAGAUUAGAUAUUGUCCGAGUUCAGACAAUAGCUACAGCAUACAGCCAUGAAACCGAUGUACUUUCACGAUUCUUCAAGGAUCCUGAAUCGAUAAAAAGAUCAGAAUUAGGACUUUAUCUUAGACAAUUUGGUGAUUACACUGAAGUGAAUCUUAUGGCAUGUUGUAUGCUUGAUUGCAUCUAUGAAUUGAAAUCAGUUUUCCAUAUACCAGAAGAAUUACCCGUUCCAUACCCUGAGCAUAGUAAAGAUUUGUACGAAAAUAAGGAGAUAAAUGAAGUUAUACAUAAAAUAGUACUAAACUAUGAAAAAUUAUUUAAAAGAAUUGAAGAAUUAGAAUUGAAGGAUGUUCAUUUAGUUAAACCAUUAAUCGAUGGAACUACAUUAUCAAAAUAUUUAGGAUUAAAACCAGGACCUUGGUUAAAAGAUAUUACUGAUGAUAUAUUGAUAUGGCAAUUGGAUAAUAAAGAAGCAGGAAAAGAUGAAUGUUUAGAGUAUGUAGAUAGUGUUGCCCAGACAUAUAACCCUUUAUAG